AUGACCCUGCAAAGGAAGAAGUCACAGUGGAGGCCUGGACUGCUCCUGUGCUGGUUUCUUCUCUGUAUCUCCCUGCAGACACACUCCCUCCACCCGGUGUCAGCCGUCAACCUGAAGCGCUUCAUUGGCUGCGCCGUCAGAGAGUUCACCUUCCUGGCCAAGAAGCCUGGCUGCGGGGGGCUGCACAUCACCACCGACGCCUGCUGGGGGCGCUGUGAGACCUGGGAGAAGCCUGUCCUGGACCCUCCGUACAUUGAGUCCUACCAGCGAGUUUGUACCUACAACGAGACCCGUCUUGUUACCGUGAAACUGCCUAACUGCCAACCAAACGUUGACUCGACGUACACCUACCCCGUGGCCCUGAGGUGUGACUGUGGUGUGUGUCUGACCAGCACCACUGAAUGCAUAACAUCUGUCUAA
Messenger RNA from Plectropomus leopardus (leopard coralgrouper), 420 nucleotides. It is a transcript of the gene gphb5, whose product is annotated as glycoprotein hormone subunit beta 5. Gene Ontology annotation, molecular function: hormone activity. The record is from RefSeq and is a predicted model, not a curated record. Gene Ontology annotation, biological process: regulation of thyroid hormone receptor signaling pathway; G protein-coupled receptor signaling pathway. NCBI's taxonomy places the organism in Eukaryota, Metazoa, Chordata, Actinopteri, Perciformes, Serranidae. Gene Ontology annotation, cellular component: cytoplasm; extracellular region.